Messenger RNA from Tigriopus californicus, 1317 nucleotides. RefSeq lists its product as uncharacterized. The transcript has 6 exons. Lineage: Eukaryota; Metazoa; Arthropoda; Copepoda; Harpacticoida; Harpacticidae. The record is from RefSeq and is a predicted model, not a curated record. Bases 1 to 1218 code for a protein of 405 amino acids.
AUGGAUGUCCCCGUCAAGCGUGGAUCUCGAGUGCGGGAUCAUUUGAACCUGGAGCGUGUGCUGGAGCUCGUCCGUGAAGUGGAGGUGGCCAAAAAGUACAACGCCUCUGAGGGGUUGCAAGGGGAUGAUGACCAAUACGAGUCUGCCAGCUUGAAACGGGCCUGGAACAACUUAAAGGUUCGAGCUCGGAAGAAAAAAUCUGCGUUUGUCAAAGACCUCAAAAAGACGGGUGGGGGUCCACCACCCUCGCGGAGAUUGAGCCAUUUUGACCGGAAAGUAUUGGCUGAAGCGGGAGAUCGGACUGAAUUUGAGUCCAAUUUUGAUUCUGAGAGUCAGUUUGACCGGGCUGUCCAAGAACGAAGUGAAGCGAUAGCGCUGCGUGACGAGACUGACUACGAGGAGAUUCAAGAGGUGGAACCUUGCAUUGCGGAGAUUCGGCUCGAGAAUUGCCUGGAACAAGACCUGGUUCUUGUUGAGGAAGGUCAGCCUCUGUCAUUCCAGCUUCUACCAAUCGGUGUUGAUGCCGCCAACAAGGAAUCUGAUCCAAGCCCACGACAGAAGGACCUAUGCCAACAGUUGACGUCUUAUUCAUUAUUGUCCAUAGCCAAGGACCCUGCUAUCUCGUUCUACUUGAACCCUGAACAAGGCCAACUCCAAUCGGAAGACUUGACUGAUGUGACCCCGCAACUGUCAUUGCCUCCUUCGUCACCACCUCGUUCGUCACCACCUCGUUCAAUUGCUUCAACAUCAAGAAACCGCUCGUCAAGGGCCCUUCAAUCUGAAGAGGAGCUAGUUGAUCCAGAAUUUGGCAGCGCUGGUGUUCGUAUUGCCACGAAAAAAGCCAGGGCCCCAUCCACACUCGCCGGGCGAUACUUCGAAGAUCGCUCCAAUAUGGAAGCAAAUUGGCAAUCUGAACAGCACAAGGUCAAAAUGGAAAUUUUGGCUCUGGAAAAGGCGGCGGGCUUAAUCUACAAGCAAACGUUGAAGAAUAAAUCGCGGCAUGAAGACACAGCAUUCAAGAUGAGGACUCGCCACAACCAACAACUCUUUGAAAUCGAGCGUCAAAAGAUGGCCGACUUGGCUCAAAUGGAUGUCCUGGUUGCUAAAUUCAGAGUGAGGAAGGAGCAUGCCUUGGCAGUCCAAGCGGAGAAGGCCGCGGGGUUGGAGCCAAGUGCUUUGCUUGACAGCGACAUGACUUUAACCAAUGUUAAAUAUUAGUUACAUCGUCCUAUUUCUUCCCGCUCCCCACCCCACCCCCCUUGCAUUUGUACUUUUUGGCCAUGACCACCUGGCAAUACAUUUUCGAAUUAGUAUAGA